This is a messenger RNA of Salvelinus namaycush (lake trout), 2914 nucleotides long. RefSeq names its product RING finger protein 11-like. The transcript is spliced from 3 exons. The record is from RefSeq and is a predicted model, not a curated record. NCBI's taxonomy places the organism in Eukaryota, Metazoa, Chordata, Actinopteri, Salmoniformes, Salmonidae. Bases 382 to 840 code for a protein of 152 amino acids.
CCCCUUUCAGAGGGUCUUCAAAUCUAAUAAGAAAAUUUUGUUUGUAGAACAUGAAUGAUUAAGUUUGUUGAACUUGAGCAUAGGCGUUGUGAGAGUUCUAGCUAAUGAAUAGCCUAACUUACCAGGCGUAAAAUAAACAAUCUUAAUCAUAUUUAGAUGGUCGUCCGCGCCAGGGUAUCAAUCAGCUAGCCUGGCUCUUUGUGUGCGCAUGUUUUGUUUGUGUUGAACAAGAACAGUUCUCGUGGCUUGUUAGAUGAUUUGCAAUGUGUUAAUGUCAAUAAGAUUGCAUAGUGCAUACGGUGCUUAUUUUUACUGAAAGGUUAGGGAAAGUGGCCUCUAGACGUUGCAAAGUGACAAAUACAUAAGGAGUUUGAAGAAGAGAUGGGAAAUUGUCUAAAAUCUCCAACCUCGGAUGACAUUUCCUUGCUUCAAGAAUCACAAUCGGAUAGAGCUAGUUAUGGUGACGGGGCAGAUACAGACCAGGAACCACCGCCACCAUACCAGCAGGAGCUGCCAGUGUACCACCCCACGCCCAGUCAGGCCCGCAUGGCCAGCCAGCUGACUGAGGAAGAGCAGGUCCGCAUUGCCCAGCGCAUUGGCCUCAUCCACCACCUCCCCAAGGGAGUGUACGAUGCUGGCAGGGACGGCUCCGAAAAGAAAAUUAGAGAGUGUGUGAUUUGCAUGACGGACUUUGUGUAUGGGGAUCCCAUCCGGUUCCUGCCAUGCAUGCACAUCUACCACAUGGACUGUAUAGAUGACUGGCUGAUGCGCUCCUUCACCUGCCCCUCCUGCAUGGAGCCAGUGGAUGCUGCGCUGCUCUCCUCCUACGAGACCAACUGAGACAACACCACUCCCCUCACCACUACCCCUGCUCGCUGUUCUGACUUACUCCCUUACUCCACCCAUGCUUCCAUCUACAGCACCCCCACAACCAGCAGACAGCACUUCCAACAGCCUGGAGAACCAGGGUUUCUGGGGGCAAGUGAGGGCUGUGUGGUGGUGAUGAAGGGUGCUGUGGAGGCCAUGGCUAAUCCAGAGAGGGGUCCUUUGCUCUGAGCUGGCCAGGUCUGCUGGACAGGAAAGCCCCGACUGGGGAAGGACGUUGGAUACUGGUGAUAGGGAUAAGACCGUCUCGUGUCACCCAUCCAUCCACACCCAGAAUUCCCCUCUCUCUCACUACCACACUGUUGUAGUAAAUUCCCUAGAAGGGAGGGGAAGGAAAGCAACAGCUCAAAGCUCUCUCUAGAAAUACUGAUAUCUGCAAAUAUUUUCUCUCCUCAUUGUUUUCAACUCAACAUCUGUUCCAGAAGUCGUCUUAAGGGCUCAGUGGAUUACAUUUACUAACACAGAUAAGCAAACAAUUAAUGCACAUGUACACAAGUCAAAGGAACUUGCACUUCUAUUCUAGUCUCAGUGGAAGAGUUCAGCAUAUGCUUACAAAUGUUUGAAAAUGAUUUCAGAUUUUCCCCAUUAUUUAGUAUCUACAACAUGAAAUGUUUUUUUCAAACCAUUGUAAUUGUUUCAGCCCAAUGGUAAGGUCUGUUUUCCUGAAGUUGACAUUUUAUCCUUAAUUGGUGAGUUUCUUAGACUAAUGAUGGAUCAGUUAAAAAGUGUUCCUUUUGGAUGAAGAGGUUUGGGGUCUGCACUCGAUUAUUACAAAGGAUUAGGCCUGUUAGGGUUUGGUUAAAAGGUGUUAUCGAUCAUAAUGCUCCUUAACUGCUCUUGCUUAGCACAGUUCUUAAAUUGCACAUCAGAAAUAUUCAACGUUUACUGCACCCAAUUCAGCACAAGUGUCUUAAUCUUAUUACCAAGUACGCCAUAUGAUUUAUCAUAAUGCAUACACACUAGAGUCAUUGAAUUAAUUUACAUGAAUUUAGUCACAUGCCCUAGAGCAGUGGUCACCAACCUGUCUAUCGCCAUCGACUGGUCGAUCUCCAAGCAUUCCUAGUCAAUCACCAAGCAUUUCUGUAAAAAAAAACAACGAUAAAGUCUUGCGUUCAUAAUUGUUUUAUUUGUUUUGCGCUGUUGGUGGUAGGUGCACUUGAUUCAGCAACCCAGGAAGGCAAAGUGUUCCCCUUUUGAACCAUUUCAUGUGUCUGAAGGUAGAACUCUGCCUACCCGGCAGGCCCAUAGAGCAAAUCAACAGUGCACCUAUAAGCCUAACGCUGGCCAAUCAAAUGGCUCAGAUAACCGUGUCUGCACAGUUUCCUCGAGCCAUAGACUGUAAAAAGACGCAUCGAAUGCACAGCAAAGUCAAUACUGUAAGAUUUCAAUACGUUUAAAACCAUGACCUAGAGAGAGACUCAACGAAUACAGCAAAGAGCUGCAGUUUUUAUGAGUAAGUUCAUGUUUAAGGUGUUAUUCAGCACUGUCAACACGAUGAUCAACACUUUUAGAAGCCAUAAAAUGCACAUUCUCCAUACUUCCACUCAAGCUACACCCAGCACUGCAGCUGCAAUGAAUGAGUAGCAAAGGGAUCCAAUAAGCUUGCGUUGUUAUUAUUAGCGGCUUGUCUUUUUUAAUAUCAAGGAAUAUUUCACUUUCUCUGGUCAUUGGAGUAACAACAUUAAUUGGAGCAUGAGGCAGAAAUAAUGCAGUGCGACUUGAGUUUUGCCAUCAGCUGGAAGACUGUCCCCUUUUCUAAGCGGGGUGAUGGUUAGUUGGGUGAGAGGCAGCAUUACCGCUGCUCCCUCUUUUUCCCUCAGACUGACCAUCAGAUGCAGUCCAUCAGUCCAGUAAAAAAUUCAAUAAAGAAAAAUAAGCUGUGCCUCACAAGUAAUACAACAAAUGAUCUAUUACCAGUGCGAUCAUAUACCAACAUGUUUUAAAAAAUAUUAUUUCUAAAUGGUCUGAGAAGAACAACAUUGGCAGGGCAAUUUAAGCAUAGCCAAUAUGCAGUGGUAAUAUAUUAGGC